Molecule: messenger RNA, 423 nt
Organism: Guyanagaster necrorhizus
Lineage: Eukaryota; Fungi; Basidiomycota; Agaricomycetes; Agaricales; Physalacriaceae
Exons: 2
Coding region: 1-423 (140 amino acids)
Molecular function (GO): protein binding
Source: RefSeq, a predicted model, not a curated record
AUGGUCGUUCAAACAAGGCGAAUGAAGCAAGAGCUUGAGGCAGCGUCGACGUUGACAACACUCCCCAAUGAACUCCUUUACAUGAUAUUCGACCACGUCGAGAAGACGGACUUGGUAGCUCUCGCAUGCCUUUCUCGUGGACUGAAUCAUGUAGCAACCCAUCACUUACUUGGUCCAUGGGAUGAAAUCCCAAACAAGUACAGCGAAUUCGGGUCCUUUGCCACAGAUGCUUCUAGCACCUUCUCCGGCCUACGAUACCUUGCGCUUGCCCUACAAAAGCCAUACAUCCCAUCAAUGACCCUGAUGUUCACCAUAGACUUCAUGGAAGACCUUGACAAUGUCCUACGAUACCACAGGACUAAAUAUUACAUGGAGUAUCAUGCGUUCCGAGGAUUGGGCAAGAAGCUUUCACAGAUUCUGUGA